UCCUCAGUUACUAUCAUUACUGUAUAAUGAUGGUACAUCUCAGACAUGGAUGCAAAUUCUCAUUCAUGCUUGAAAUAUAUAGUGGUACAUCUAAUUUCUCCUUUCCUAAAGGACAAUUUAAGUAAAAUGUGUCAGCUUAAACUACCAGUUUGUCAUCCUAAGCAUAUAUUGAUAUAUCUGUUAUGCAUAAUCUUAAAAUGAGGUGUUUUUUUGGGUAAAUGUUGAUUCCUCAUAUGCUUCAGGCUGGCUGAAUGUUUUGUCUAAACUUGACUUGAAUGCAGUCUUGUAUUAUACCAAAUAGCAAUGCUGUGAAUUUCUCUGACGAGACUCAUUGUGAAAAGCAACAUUGUUGUGAGCACAGGACAUACUUUAGUGACGAUCCACAUUGCCACAGCAGUUUGAAGAGCGCAUGAAUGAGGCAUUCGGCUGCUGGACACUGUGAGACAGUGACUGUGAGAGCAUGUUCAUGAUGGGACUACCCUGGCUGCUAGUUUUGGAGCUCGUCCUUUACGCUGGUUGUUUCAUCUGUGGGGUGAUAGCCGCCGCCUGGAUGACACUCACUCAGGGCCACUUUGAUGGACGGUGCAUCCUCUAUGGAAGUGUUCAUUAUAACGCAUCUGGCCAGGCUUUGACCGUGGAAGGCUCCAGUUCUCCUUCUGUCUGCUAUUUUGUGUCAGCCAUCGCCGUGUGCAUGGCUAUUUACUGCUUUUCCCUUAUUCUUUACUGGAUCUAUGCCAGCUGUGUAGAUGAGGAUGUGAGAAGGGGGACCGUUUCUCUCAACACAUCUCUGGGAGUCUGUGGCCUACUUCUGUUUUUUCUCUUGGUAUCAGGAUGUAUUCUCAAGAUCGGUCGGGACAGCCUGUGUUUCUCUGUCCUUCAUAAUGUUCCUUCCAUUAACAGUUGUGAAGAUGCAGAGAAUAAUACAUGGGCUCAUCCAUACAGUGGAAAUCAGUUCUACACAGGACUCUACAGUACUGAGAGGUCAAUGUGGGUAAGCUUCUUCUUCUGGGUGUUAAUAACGGCCGUGGUGGUCAUACAGAGACGCCAGAACUCAAGGUUGAAGGUUUGGGGUAAUGAUGAGUGGAGCCGUGCUGAGACGGAGCCCUUCCUCCAUCGCCCAUCCCACCCAAGAUAAAUCACCAGAAACCACCAUCACAUGAGCUUAUCAUGAAGUAUCUUGCAGAGUUUAGUUAAUUCAGUUAUGUGGGAACACAAGCAGUGAUGAAAUACUUAAUAUUUUUGUGGCAACACUUGAAUUUUUAUUUAAUUAUUCAUCUAAAUAGUACUUUGAUGUGAUGGCUACAAUAAUAUACACAAAGUUAAAAGAUAUGUCCAGAGAGCCAAUAGACAUGCCUAAGAAAGUGUCAUUGGACAUGAUGGAUAUAAGACGAGUCAAUCAAUUAAUGCAAAAUAAAGUAAUCAGGAAAGUAAUCCCCAAAAUGAACAGGAGGGCUCUUCUAUACCCUGAAGGGGUUUUAUUCUGUUUAAUACAUGGAUAUUUAGCAAAUAAAUAAAUAAAUGACGUAAAAAUUUAAUUUGAGUUGAAAUUAUUAUGUUACAAGAAAUUGAUUGCUACAAGAGACAUAAAACUAGCACAGCUAUGUAUGAAAUCGCUUGUUUUGGACAACAGUCAAUGGGCUACAGUUUAGUUAAUAUUUUAAGUAUUAUACAAUUGGCAAUAUUUUAGAUAAUCAUAUUUUGACAUGAACGUUUAUGAACAUUUAACUUCUCUUAGAAUGGCAUACAAAAUGUAUGUACAUUAUAUAUAUAUAUAUAUAUAUAUAUAUAUAUAUAUAUAUACACACUCAUGCUGUAUGUAUAUGUGUGUGGGUCAUUCUAUUACAGUCUAUUACAUUCUAUUACAGUCAUAUAGCACUGACAGUACCAUCAUUUAAAGGGUUAGUUCACCCAAAAAUGAAAAUCAUGUCAUUUAUUACUCACCCUCGUGCCGUUCCACACCCGUAAGACCUUCGU
Molecule: messenger RNA, 1974 nt
Organism: Megalobrama amblycephala (Wuchang bream)
Lineage: Eukaryota; Metazoa; Chordata; Actinopteri; Cypriniformes; Xenocyprididae
Gene: tmem179bb
Product: transmembrane protein 179Bb
Exons: 5
Coding region: 461-1135 (224 amino acids)
Source: RefSeq, a predicted model, not a curated record